Bipolaris oryzae ATCC 44560 is the source of this 156-nucleotide messenger RNA. RefSeq lists its product as uncharacterized. Gene Ontology annotation, molecular function: DNA binding; protein dimerization activity. The transcript has a single exon. The annotation marks the transcript as partial. The record is from RefSeq and is a predicted model, not a curated record. NCBI's taxonomy places the organism in Eukaryota, Fungi, Ascomycota, Dothideomycetes, Pleosporales, Pleosporaceae.
AAGUCUAGAAGAUUGGAGCAAGAGUCUUUCCGGAAACGGAAAAAUAAUUUUAUUCGUCGUGGUCAUGAAAUAAGUGACCGAUACAAAGUAGGGGUGUGGAUAUGUAUUCAGAAGGAGAACGGUCAGUUGUAUAUUUACGAUUCAAGUCCAACAAGA